AUGUUUGCGCCAAAGACAUAUGCGCAUGUCCUAGCGACUGCAACUCCACAACAAUCUCACCCUCAGACACGCAGUAAUACUCGUCGUUCUGCUGGUGGAAAUUGUGCUGCUCUCGGUGUUCUCCCUAAUAAUAGAAAUCCUGCUGCUGGGAAUCGUGCAACUCCGCCAAAUCCUGGAAAUCCUGCUGUUCCACCUAAUCCUGGAAAUCCUGCUGGUCCUGGUCUACAUGAGAAUCCUGGUGAUGGAAACCGUGCUGCUCUGCCUAAUCUUGGAAAUCCUGCUGCUCCACCUAAUCCUGGAAAUCCUGCUGGUCCUGGUCUACAUGAGAACCCUGGUGAUGGAAACCGUGCUGCUCUGCCUAAUCUUGGAAAUCCUGCUGCUCCACCUAAUCCUGGAAAUCCUGCUGGUCCUGGUCUACAUGAGAACCCUGGGGAUGGAAACCGUGCUGCUCUGCCUAAUCUUGGAAAUCCUGCUGCUCCACCUAAUCCUGGAAAUCCUGCUGGCCCUGGUCUACAUGAGAAUUUUGGUAAUGGAAACCGUGCUGCUCCGCCUAAUCCUGAAAAUCCUGCUAAUGGAAAUUGUGUUGCUCUUGGUGCCUCAACAAGUCUGUUAACUACAGACAAAAAAUUGAAAAAUAUCCAAAAGUACAAUCGACAACUGCAAAACAAAGUCAAGCGGCUUAUGCAAAACAACCUACAGCAUGGUAUGAAUGGAUCAAAGGUAAAGUCAGUCGCACCACAGCCAGUGGCACCACCGUCAGUCGUGCCAGAGUCAGUCGCGUUACAGUCGUCCGUACCGCCGUCAUUUGUGUCACAACCCGUCGCGUCACAGUCAUUUGUGUCACAACCCGUCGCGUCACAGUCAUUUGUGCCACAGCGCGACGUGUCUCAGUCAUUUGUGCCACAGCUCGUCGCGUCACAGUCAUUUGUACCCCAAUCCGCCGUGUCUCAGUCAUUUGUGUCACAACCCGUCGCGUCACAUUCAUUUGUCCCCCAGUCCGCCGUGUCUCAGUCAUUUAUGCCACAGCUCGUCGCGUCACAGUCAUUCGUACCCCAGUCCGCCGUGUCUCAGUCAUUUAUGCCACAUCCCGUCACGUCACAGUCAUUCGUACCCCAGUCCGCCGUGCCUCAGUCAUUUAUGCCACAUCCCGUCGCGUCACAGUCAUUUGUCCCCCACUCCGUCGUAUCUCAAUCAUUUGUGCCACAGCCCCUCGCGUCACAGUCAUUUGUACCCCAGUCUGUCGCGACACAGUUGUUUGUACCACAAUAUUUUAUUGGUCAACAAAUGCUGCCUAAUACAGUAACACCGCAGUUAAUUCAGCGCAAUAUUAACAACUCUACUGAUCCGCAUCAAGCGCUCCAAGUUCCAGGAGUACAAUUAUCGGAGCCAACUCGCGAGCAACUUUUGCACCAGUUGAUUCAACAGCUGUUUUAA
Molecule: messenger RNA, 1434 nt
Organism: Microplitis mediator
Lineage: Eukaryota; Metazoa; Arthropoda; Insecta; Hymenoptera; Braconidae
Product: transcription initiation factor TFIID subunit 4-like
Exons: 1
Coding region: 1-1434 (477 amino acids)
Source: RefSeq, a predicted model, not a curated record